CUCGUCCGUCACUUCUCCUCUCUCAUUAUCCUCCAGCCUAUGCAGCAAAGUACUUGCAUCGCGCAAACAUCUAUCUCCUCUUUCAUCAGCCUCCUCAGAUUGGGUUUAAUCCCUCGGCAGCUAUUGCCGCAACCUGCAUCUGGGUGCUGGCAAAAGCAUUCGCACGUCGGAAUUUCGGUCGAGUCUCUGGAGAUUGCCCCAAGCGAAUGGCGCUCCAUCCACUGCCUCCACCCACGGGCCAGGUCACCACCACUCUCCUAAUAAACAACAUUCACUGUGCCUCAUGCCUCUCCUACAUCCAGGAGAUCCUCAGUACAUUACAGCCAGCAACGCUAUCGACUACUGCCAACUACAUAUCACAUGAGGUUACGAUAAUCCAUUACCCAGAGCUCUCUGCAAAUGACAUAUCUCGAGCCUUGUCAGACGCAGCAUUCGAGAUCCAGAGUGCGCGGACCGAAGACGAAUUAGGCCAUAUUACCCCCGAGCAAGAUGAAGUCGAGGCUCCCCAGGAAUGGUUGGAACAGGCCGCUCAGACGCUUAGUGAACAGGCAUCAGCACCCUCGUUGCGCCGGACCACAGCACGUCUGGGAUUGCUAGGCUAUUCCAACCCCCAACCUAAUAAGAAGCAUAUAGAGCACUGCGUUACUUGUCAAAAGUCGAACGAGAAAGUCGACAUGUCUGAGGAUUUUGUAGUGGCUAUCCCUGAGGCCCAAAGGUUUACGGCCACUCUCAGCAUCGCCGGGAUGACAUGCGCAGCAUGCAUCCUCUCAAUCAAUGAAGGGGUGCAGGAACUCCAAUUCUUAGAGGAUGUCAGCGUUAGUUUACUUACGAACAGCGCGACCGUUACCUUUGCCGGUCCGAAGGAUAACAUCAGUCAGAUACUUGAGAGAAUCGAGGACAGAGGAUACGGCUGUCACAUCGACAACAUGACUGAAGUUGGUGGACUACAGGAAGGCGAUGACGAGCAGGCGGAGAGGACAAUCAUGAUCAGGAUAGACGGCAUGUUCUGUGAUCACUGCCCACAACGUGUGCUCGACGCAUUAUCAUCAUCUUUCCCGAGGCUUCUCGCCGUCGACAAACCACUGUCCCACCAGGAUCCCAUUAUCAUAGUCACAUAUCAUCCCCAACCCGGCUUCAUUACCAUCAGAGGCAUACUGGCUGCGAUUCUUGGCAUCGACGAAAAAUUUAAUGCUACAAUAUACCAUCCUCCAACGAUCGAGGAGCGGUCUCGAGCUAUGCAGCUCCGCGAACGGCGUCGUCUACUCUUGCGACUUCUCCUCAGCUUCAUCGUCGCUAUUCCAACUUUCCUCAUCAGUGUGGUCUGGAUGAGCCUAGUUCCCUCUACCAACCCCCUGCGAAUAUUCUUCCAACGAAAGAUGUGGGCCGGUGCCGACACUCGCGGCGAGUGGGCGCUCUUCUUCCUUGCGACGCCUGUAAUGUUCCUCGCGGCCGAUGUCUUCCAUGUUAGAGCUAUCAAGGAAAUUCGAGCAUUGUGGGGACGGAACAGCAAGGUCCCAGUUCUCCGCAGAUUCUACCGCUUCGGCAGCAUGAACUUGCUCAUGUCGGCCGGUACAUCCGUGGCGUACUUCCCUUCGAUUGCUGUGCUUAUUCUGGAUUCGCGAAAGACUGGCCAGAGCAACGGGCAGAUAUCGACGUACUUUGACGCAGUUGUGUUCUUGACGAUGUUUAUACUCGCUGGCCGUUAUCUGGAGGCGUAUAGCAAAGCUAAGACCGGCGAUGCUGUCACCAUGCUCGGAAGGCUCAGACCUACGGAAGCUCUGCUUAUGAGGUCGAACCCAGACUCGGAAGAUUCUUCGGAGAGCCAGUCAUCUCCUCCAGCGGCUCACAUCGAGAAAGUUAACGUCGACCUUCUUGAAGUCGGAGAUGUGGUCCGAGUUCUCCGUGGCGCCUCUCCACCAGCCGAUGGCACAAUUGUUGUGGGCGAUUCUACAUUUGACGAGAGCUCUUUGACCGGAGAGUCUCGCCCUAUCGCCAAGAAUGCUGGCGAUAAGAUCUUUGCUGGAACAGUCAACACCGGUAAACCGGUCAGCGUCCGAGUUACCGAAAUUCCAGGCGCGUCAAUGCUCGAUCAAAUAGUCAAAGUUGUCCGUGAAGGUCAGACAAAACGAGCACCGGUGGAGAGAGUGGCUGAUAUCUUGACGGGAUACUUCGUUCCUGUCAUCACGCUCAUUGCUAUAUCUACAUUCGUUAUCUGGUUUGGGCUCGGCCAGGGAGGGGUACUGCCGGAGACUUGGCGAGACGUUGAUGCGGGUGGCUGGGCAUUCUGGGCAUUGCAGUUUGCCAUUGCUGUCUUUGUCGGCGCUUGCCCUUGCGGCAUUGCACUCGCGGCUCCAACAGCGUUGUUCGUGGGUUCUGGACUAGCGGCCCAAAACGGAAUAUUAGUUAAGGGGGGCGGAGAAGCGUUUCAAGAGGCCUCUGCUCUGGAUGUGGUUGUCUUUGAUAAGACCGGCACACUGACGGAGGGCGGAAACCCAAGUGUAACAAACCAUGAUAUCAUAGCAUCUGGUGCAGAGGAUAUGAAGGUCAUCUGGGCAAUCACACAAGCGCUGGAAGAUUCCUCAAGUCACCCUAUAGCUAAAGCGAUUAGCACACUCUGCGUAGAUCAAAACCGUGCUUCUAUUAUCGACUCUACUAUUGAAGAACUACCCGGUCGCGGUCUCAAAGGCACAUUUACCAUCCGUACAUCCACCAAUGACAGGCGGUACGAAGCCGCCAUUGGCAGCGAAGAUUUCAUGUCCUUACUUGGCACGCCAAUAGACACUUACUGGUCCAACAACGUGUCGACAUGGAAAACCGCUGGGAAAAGCAUCGCUCUUCUUGCACUGCGUCCUCUUUCGCUCUCAGACCGGAAGGAGCCUUCAUUUAAGCUUGCUGCACAGUUCGCUACAACAGACCCGGUCCGCCCUGAAGCUUCUUCCGUACUCUCUGCUCUACGCAGUCAAGGUGUGAGCAUUUGGAUGAUUUCAGGGGACAACGCCACAACCGCCACGGCGGUUGGGUAUCAACUCGGUAUCCCCGCCACCAAUAUCAUUGCUGGUGUUCUCCCUUCAGAGAAGGCUGACAAGAUCCGCUGGCUACAAUCGACCGCCCCUAAACGCAACGGCAAGACUGGGAGAGCGAUCGUAGCUAUGGUCGGGGAUGGCAUCAACGACUCUCCCGCCCUCACUGCUGCAGAUGCAGGAAUAGCUAUCGGCUCUGGCUCAGAUGUCGCUAUCUCGAGUGCCAAGUUCGUGCUGGUAUCGUCAAAUUUGCACUCGCUCUUGAUUCUCAUCACACUCUCGCGCACCGUUUUUCAACGAGUCAAAUUCAACUUCGCGUGGGCAUUGGUGUACAACCUGGUCUUGCUGCCGAUCGCGGCAGGCGUGAUUUAUCCAGCACAUGGGCACCCAAGACUGAACCCUGUCUGGGCGAGUUUGGCAAUGGCAAUGAGUUCUCUGAGCGUCAUCUGCUCGAGUUUGGUUAUGAGGACAAGCAUCCCAGUGAUUGGGUUUAGAGCAGCUAGGUAGGCAGAGAAAAGGGAACCUUUGGGAGCCAAUAGUCUCUCGACCAGCACCUCAGCUCCCCAGCUCACGUUUUCGAAUGCGAGGAUUGCGAUCGAUCCUUUGGGAGCCAACAGACUUUCGACCAGCAUCAUCAGUCCUCAGCCCAUAGUUUUAAUAUGCGAUCACUCUUUGAAGGGCUGUGUGGGAUAAGGGAUGUUAGGUGCAAUCGUUCCGUGUUUGAAUGUGACAAUGGCUAUUCCAUAUGAGAAGCAAAUUGGUUAAACAGAGUCCGUUCUACCGUAACAUAUCUCACAGAAUUGAUGUGAAUUAGAUCAUCGCUCAAAGAAGGUCGGCGCGUCCACUGAUCCACCCAAUAUAGCUCACCCAUGGUAUGACCCGAUGGUAUCAAUGAUCCCUCACCACCCUAACGAGUUCUGGUGGUCUCAAACUAAUUUUAGGUAAGCGCGUGCGUAACCUUGGCCGAUCAUAACGUCGCAAGCAAGCUGAGUCCACCGUGCGACUCAUUUCAUCAUCGUGCUGACCACUGAACCCUUCGCCAUCUAGAAAGGAAGCCUAGUGACAGUAUGGACCCCCCUGGCUCGGAUUGCUGCGAGAUCUGGAUCGGAGGGUAGCGAUGCAUCUGCAUUCACUAUUACGCAAUGGGUAAGAAAGCUGAAAGUGUGUUGAUAGUCAGAAUUCUUCUAAAACUUACGCCUUAAUACAAAAAGAAGGAGUCACGACAUCUUGCGGUUCAUGAUUUCGUGUCUCAGUUGCACGAUGAAGCGGUAAUUUUGUAUGAAAUAAAGAAUGCCAAUAGCCACGGUAUUUAAUGCUCUCUGGACACAACAAAAGAUUCGAUAGAUAUUGCAUAGCGCCUGAGGUGCUGCUGAUCAGGUGCUAGCAAGUGCGCCUUCCCGCAAACCUGCUGCAUACGCUUCGAAGACCUUGCGAAUCUCGUCCCGCACACGGCGAAACUCCGCCAGCACCUGCUCCUCGCUGCCUUGGGCGUGCGCGGGGUCAUCAAAGUCCCAGUGAUGGCGGUUCACUUGUCCUGGAUAGAACGGGCAGACUUGGUCGACGUUGCCGCAGACAGUGAUGACAGUCGCAAUCUGGGAAUCGAGAAAUGUGUCCAUAUGCUUCGAUGUGUGAGAGGAAAUGUCGAUGCCGAUCUCUUUUAGCACCUGGAUUGCCUUUGGGUGAACGAAGCCGGCGGGUUUCGACCCUGCGCUGUGCACGUUGAUGAGGUCGCCGGCGGCGGCAUUGAGGAUUCCUUCAGCCAUAUGGCUGCGGCAAGAAUUCCCGGUGCAGAGGAUGAGGACGUUAGACUUCAUGAUAGGCAGAACAGUUGUGCUAUAACUUGUGUUAACUAAAGGGUUUGUAAUCUAACAACAUUUCUUACAGAGUAUGACAAGAUUUGAGUCCGGUCUAUCGACGUGUUGUAACUUAAAGAACGAUGACACUCGGCGCAGGUCAGUGCUGUAUUAAAAUAUGAUCUUAAAAGAUAAAGAAGUAAAUGAACAGACACCGUGCUCGGAUUAAUUAAAAUGCUAACCUCGCUAAGACAUGUGACAGCAAGCUUAGAAAUUG
Pseudogymnoascus destructans is the source of this 5090-nucleotide messenger RNA. RefSeq lists its product as uncharacterized. Gene Ontology annotation, biological process: copper ion homeostasis; monoatomic cation transport. Lineage: Eukaryota; Fungi; Ascomycota; Leotiomycetes; Thelebolales; Thelebolaceae. The coding region runs from base 207 to 3527 and encodes 1106 amino acids. Gene Ontology annotation, molecular function: ATP hydrolysis activity; copper ion binding; P-type divalent copper transporter activity. The transcript is spliced from 2 exons. Gene Ontology annotation, cellular component: membrane. The record is from RefSeq and is a predicted model, not a curated record.